AUGAAUCGGGCCUUCAACCCAACCAUGAUGAGACCAAAUCUCCCCCUGAGAAGACCUGCGACUGGUCCGGGUUCAUUUAAACCUACAAGCCCAGCCCCAGCGGUUCAUGAACCUACUCAAGAGCAGCUUCUAGCAAGUGAAGUUCUAGCGGGUCCUAAAGGCAAUGCUGUCAGAAAAGAGAACAAUGGGAUUUCUGCAAAGAACAGUUCUGAUUAUGGAUAAUUUUUGUCUCCACAGACAGCAGAGAUGGUGUUGAGCCCACUAGUGAAGUUGUGCAACUACUGCAGUCACCAGGGUAACUUCAGGUGCACACGUUGUAAAAAGACCUGCUACUGUUCUGUAGCUUGUCAGACAGAGGACUGGAAAGCUCAUCGACAUGUUUGCAAACCUAGAGAUUCAGAAUUCACCAGUGAAAAAGCAAAGGAAUCAACAGCUGUGCCUUGUGGAAAUGCACUUGGUGUCCUUCAAGCCAAGGACAACUACACAGAAUUACAGCCAAAGAGAUUGUAUCAGGGUGAUUUACCCAAGAAUAAUGUUUCUAAAGGAGUUGAGAUACAGGGUGUGGUAAUUGAAAUGAGGAACCCUGGGAAGUUCUACAUCCACCUCCAAUCAGUUGAGAUGAUGGAGUCCCUGAAAAACAUCAGCGAAGAGCUCCAGAAGACCUAUGGCACUUCAUAUGCUGCCGAGUACACACCUGAAAUUGGGGAACUCUGUGCUGUUAAAUUUUCUAUUGAUCGGAACUGGUAUCGAGCUGAGGUUCAGUCAGUCGAUGUCGGCCGCAAAACUGCUAGUGUAUUUUACAUCGACUUUGGAAAUGAGGAGACCGUUUCACUUGACAACACAAGGCCUCUUUCUGCCAAGAUAGAUGCUGCACCACCUUUUGCUUUGCAGUGUUGUGUUGCCGGGGUAACGCAUCUGACAGGAAGUUGGACAAGUGAAUGCACUAUUGCUGUUAAACAGCUACUUGCUGGAAAAAGCCUCACUUUUGCAGUGGUGGACAUCACAAAUGAUGGAGCUCUUCUUGCAGUAGAUGCUCCUCUUAGCAUGCUUGGUAAAUACCUAAGCACUUUCCUAAUAGACCAAGGCUAUGCCAUUAAGGAGGAGACUCCUGUUGAACCAAAGACUGAACAUGACAUCAAUUCUCUGCUGACAGCAUCCUUUGAGAACUUCAAACGUUUGUCUGGAGGAAAGAGUGAGAACUCUGAAGCCAGACCUCCAGAGUCUUUGACUCAGGGAUUGGGUGACACAUUCACAGCCAUUGUCACCCACCUCCAAUCCCCCUCAGAGAUCCUCUGUCAGAAGCUUGAGAAUGCCAGUGUAAUCCAGCAGUUGCAGAUGAAUUUGAGGGAGCACUGCUUAAACACUCAAGCUAGUGAGAACUUCAGACCUGCUCCAGGAUCGGUCUGCUGCUCGCUCUUCUCUGAGGAUAACCAGUGGUACAGGGCUAAAGUGCUAGCAUAUUCCUCUGAGGAACGCGUGUGUGUCGGUUACGUAGACUUUGGCAACUCAGAGGAAGUUGAGUUAAAUCGUCUGCGACCCAUCAGCAUGGAGCUGUUGGCUUUACCAACUCAAGCAAUCCCUUGUUCUCUAGCAGGCAUCAAGCCUUCCUUAGGCACCUGGUCAGAGGAGGCCACCUUGAUGGUGAAACGUUUAGUCUGCAACCGCUUCGUUCGGGUUGAGAUUCUGGGUAAGAAGGAAGGUAGGGCUCUGGUGUCCAUGAUCGAUGAGACCAGUGACCCUCAGACUAAUGUCACUGAACUGUUGGUUAACAUGGGUUAUGCUGCAACUGAAAGUGUGGAGACUGAGAACAAAGAACCAGCUCAAGAAUCCAUCCCUGAAAUGCCAUCCCUCAGUGGCCCUGCUGUUGAGAAGAUGGAGUGGACUUGUGCUGAACUUCCCUCUGAUGGCCAGAAUGUGGAGCUGGUGAUCAGUACUCUGAAAAGCCUUGGUGAAUUCUACUGUUACAACUACAGUGGGGCAGAUGUACACAGCCUGACAGAGUUGUCCUUUGAGCUUAUGAAGUAUUGUGAGUCAGAGAAAGCUCCCUUUACCCCCACUGUGGGAGAACCCUGUUGUGCUCUGUUCACAGGGGAUUGUCAGUGGUACAGGGCAAAGGUACUAGAAGUUUGUGGAGAGGGAAAGGCCAGAGUUUAUUUUGUGGACUAUGGGAACUCCUGUGAGGUGGAGGCAGCGCAUCUAAAAGCCAUCUCCCCCAACCUGCUCAAACUGCCUUUCCAGGCAAUACGCUGCUGGCUUGAAGGAGUGGAACCAGUUGAGGGUCAGUGGAAUAAAGAGGCAGUGCACCGGUUUCGGGCUCUGUGUGCCAGUCAGCCAUUGAGUGGCAAAGUACUGUCCAUCACAGAGAACGGUUAUGGAAUGCAGUUGGAGAGUAGUGGAAAAAGCAUUGCUGCUGUGCUUAUCUCUGAGCAACUGGCCAAACCUUAUGGACCUGUGAAACAACCUCCACUAAAGCCAACUAAACCCACCAAUCAGAUUGAGGCUCUGCCCACACUUAAACCUGCUGAUCAGAAUCCACCUGCUGUAGAGCCAGCUAAAGUGAACAACAUGGAAGCUGCCAAAGCCCCAUCAGAGGGAACCAUGGCAAAUGCCAUUUUUAGUUUGGACUGGAAGACAUUGGAGCUGCCCUGCAGUGAGACUUUCCAGCCACGGGUGGCAGCAGUAAUCAGCCCUAGUCUCUUUUAUAUAAUGAAUCCCGGAAUAGUGAAUGUAGGGGGACUAACAGCAGUCAUGUAUGAUGUUGAGAAGUACUGCAGCAGGCAGCCACCUCCCGCCCAAUGCCCCCCCUUACAAGGAGCAGCCUGCUGUGCACAGUUCUCAGGUGACAAAAACUGGUACAGAGCUGUUGUCUUGGAGGUAACAAGCAAGCAUGCACAUGUAAUCUAUGUAGAUUUUGGGAACAUGGAGACAGUCCCCAUCUCCAAUAUCCUUCCCAUCACCAAAGAACUUCUCCAGCAUCCAUUCCAGAUUGUCCGUUGUGCUCUAGCAGGUAAAGAUCACUUCCCUACUGUGUGGCCCACUGAAAUUUUGGAACUCUUUGGGAUUCAGUUGAGCGGGGACAUCCUUGCAUCUGUGGAGGGUUUUGAUGGGACCUUCAACCUCCUAACUCUUAAGCAGCAGUCAGGCCAAACUGACAGAAACAUUAACUCCAUUAUUCUUGGAGCUCUGCAGAAAGGACCGAGCAAGGAUAACUCAGUGUUAUCUAUUCAGGAGAAAAAUGAUCCAGAUCAGAGGCAGACACAGACUGCCAGCUCAAACAAGGCUGCUGAUCAAACUCAGUCUGCAGAUGUUGAGAGGCCUGCUCUGGAAGAUCAGGGUCCAAGCCAGCCCAGCCCAAUUGUCAGCAGCCAUAAGCUUGAGGAAACAGAAAACACAACCAAGGCAAUGACUGUUGUGGGAUGCACAGAGUCACAGAACAUUGCAAGCUCAAAGGGCAGCAGUGGUCCCAUCUCAUGCUGUUGUCUGGAGCUAAAGAAAAAGAUUGACCAUAUUGAGGAAUUGAUCCAUCUCCUCAUGAAGCAAGUUGGUGAAACCAAACAGUAA
Molecule: messenger RNA, 3561 nt
Organism: Xyrauchen texanus (razorback sucker)
Lineage: Eukaryota; Metazoa; Chordata; Actinopteri; Cypriniformes; Catostomidae
Product: tudor domain-containing protein 1-like
Exons: 25
Biological process (GO): spermatogenesis
Source: RefSeq, a predicted model, not a curated record